Penicillium hordei is the source of this 933-nucleotide messenger RNA. Its product is annotated as putative mitochondrial carrier protein (Pet8). Gene Ontology annotation, cellular component: mitochondrial inner membrane. Lineage: Eukaryota; Fungi; Ascomycota; Eurotiomycetes; Eurotiales; Aspergillaceae. The transcript has 2 exons. The record is from RefSeq and is a predicted model, not a curated record. Bases 1 to 933 code for a protein of 310 amino acids. Gene Ontology annotation, molecular function: S-adenosyl-L-methionine transmembrane transporter activity.
AUGUCUACAUUCAAUGGGUUAGAAAUAACAACGGCCUCAAUAAUCGCCGCGGUAGCCAGCGAAGGUGCCAUCCACCCAAUGGACACAGUAAUAACACGCAUGCAAUCCCCAAUGUACAGCAGCGUCUAUAAGCACCUAAACGGCACACUCAGCCGCACCCUCUUCAGCGGGCUGUACCAAGGUUUCGGACCAACCUUUGUCGCAGGCACACUUUCAUCAGCGGCUUUUUUCACAGCAUACGAAGCCUCAAAGACAGCGUUCGAUAAUGCACAGUCCGCUGGAUAUAUGCUCGGCGUUCCGCGGCCGUUAAUCCACAUUGCUAGCAGUGCUGUCGCUGAACUGCUGGCUUGCGCUAUCCAGAACCCGGCCGAGGUAUUGAAGCAGAAUGCUCAGGUUUACCAGCGGCCAGUUAGUUCUAAACGGGGCCCGUCUCCGACGAUGGAGAUGAUGCGUCAGUUUUGGAAAUAUCCUUCUGGCUUGUGGGCUGGGUAUGGUGCGUUAGCGGCGAGUCAAUUACCGAGUAUGUGUCUUACGUUUUGUUUGUAUGAGAGGUUUAAGGAGGAUUUGCUUGAGCGGUGGAAGACAGACAAAAAUGAUGUGAGACAGCAGAUUGAAGCCACUGUUUUGGGUGCUGGUGCUGCGGGGGGUUGUGUAUCGUGGUUCUUUGUUCCUAUCCAUGUGGUUAAGACGAGGAUGAGGCUUGCGGCUGGUGAACAGACAGGCGGUACCCAGUCAAAUCUCAAGGGGAAACCCGGUUUACCGUCCCGUGUUGGGGCAUUUUCUAUUGCUCGAGAUGUGCUACGGAAGGAAGGGGUGGCUGGGUUGUUCCGGGGAUCUACUUUGACCUGCGUGGCAGCGGUUGUGGGGAGUGGACUUUAUAUUGGGUGUUACGAGGGGGCUAAGAUAUACUUGUGCAAUUAUCAAGCCUCGUAG